Echinococcus granulosus is the source of this 1212-nucleotide messenger RNA. Its product is annotated as Ethanolaminephosphotransferase. Gene Ontology annotation, cellular component: endoplasmic reticulum membrane; Golgi apparatus. Gene Ontology annotation, molecular function: ethanolaminephosphotransferase activity. Lineage: Eukaryota; Metazoa; Platyhelminthes; Cestoda; Cyclophyllidea; Taeniidae. Gene Ontology annotation, biological process: phosphatidylethanolamine biosynthetic process. The record is from RefSeq and is a predicted model, not a curated record. Bases 1 to 1212 code for a protein of 403 amino acids. The transcript is spliced from 7 exons.
AUGCCAAUGCUCUCCGAUACUAUGAUAGAUGGUGUUCGUAGGCACAAGUAUUCAUGUGUUGACACAAGUCCUCUAUCGAAUUACAUAUUUCAUCCAUUCUGGAACUAUAUAGUUCAGUACUGCCCAAGAUGGGUUGCACCCAACAUGCUCACAAUCAUUGGAUUUGGUCUUACGGUUUCAAAUUUUCUUAUGCUUACAUUUUAUGAUUGGGAUUUCAAAUCUCCUUACCAUACUCCGCGCGUCAUAUGGCUGUUAUCGGCCCUCUUGAUUUUCGUCGCACACACGUUGGAUAUAGACGGUAUCGAUGGUAAGCAAGCACGGAGGCUAGGGCUCUCAUCUCCACUGGGGGAGCUAAUGGAUCACUGUUGCGAUGCUUGGACAGCGGCAUUUUAUCCACCCAUCCUGUUUUCUCUGUUCUCAGGUCAAGUAGAUCCGAACAUUUUGUUUGCCUGUGAAUGGAUUAUCAUCUGUGGCUUCCUACUUGCACACUGGGAAAAGUCCAUUACUGGAGUUUUAUUCCUUCCGUGGUCAUAUGAUUUGGGUCAAAUGGACCUUUAUUGCACCGUUUCUGCUUUCGCGAUUGUUAUUCAUUCUUCUUUAUGUGACUUCUUCCGAUGGUCCGUUCAGACGACGAUCUUUCUUUUUGUUACGACGUUUUUCACCUCACCUUCGAUCUGGGCAAACCGUCUUCCGAUCAUACAAAUGAACGUUCCUGAACUCACGCCAUAUGUAGUACAUGGCGUGUUUUGGCUCUGCGCCAUUCCAUCCAGCGUGAUCAAUGUGGUUGUAGCUUGCAACAAGGACAGAACGAAGGUGCCAACACCAGGGGCCGUUGUUCGACCCUUCGUGGGAACUAUUUUCGUUUUCCUCGCCUCGUGGAUUUGGAUGACCCUCUCUCCGACACGCAUCAUGGAGCACUCACCGCGCCUCUUCCUCCUUUGUGGCGGCACCUUGGCUGCCAACAUCACUUGCCGCGUAAUCCUAGCUGAGGUGACCAAGACGAAGGCCCCGAUGUGGUGCCAUCUAAUGGGCGUCUACGGGCUAGUGGUCUUCGUUCUCUGCCUCGGUCUUCCACCCACCGCAGCCGCAAAACUCGAAUUUCCCUGCUUGCUCGCCCUCACCUCCCUUAUCACUGUUGCCCAUCUACUCUUCUUCGGAGCCGUGGUGAAUGAAAUGUGUGAAAUAUUUAAUAUUCGGGCUUUCCACGUUUAA